This is a messenger RNA of Rubroshorea leprosula, 967 nucleotides long. NCBI's taxonomy places the organism in Eukaryota, Viridiplantae, Streptophyta, Magnoliopsida, Malvales, Dipterocarpaceae. The record is from the annotation of a GenBank genome assembly.
GCCACGUCUACUUCUUGAGCCACGUGUCAUCAUGAUAGUGCCAUGCUGGCAGGAAAUAGAGUUGGCGGUCGACCGUGAGUCUCGGGUUGACAAUCGGACGGACAAACAUCCACUAUACAUCUCCAGCCUGGCAGAUUUCGAAGCCCCAAACCUUCCAUUUUCUGAGCUAACCCACAACGGCACAACGUUUUCUUCUCGAAAUUACACAUUUUCUGUCUCCUCAAACAUCCCUUUUUUUUGUCCUGUUUCCUUGUUUCUUGGAGUUGUCUCCUUCAUUGCAAAUAGUCUUACGUUUGAAGGAAUUAAGCUAAAGCUUCAGAUUCUUCCCGACGGGGAAAAACCAUGUUGCAGGACGUCAUUCAUCCACCGGAGCAGCUCCCCAUUGUAACGAAACCCUCCUAAAUCCUUACAUUUAUAUUUUCCCAUGUUUUUCCAUGCAUGUUUUGGUUCAUAAUGAAUCAUCAUGUCCUGUUUCAUAACCAGUUGCAUAUAAUCUGCACAUUCUGUUUCAAUCAUGGAAAACCUAUGAACAAAUUAAUGAGCCUCUAUGGAGAAUUCUUGUUCUUAAAUGGUUACGUGCAUUUUGUGUCUAUCAGUUUAUGACAAAAUGCUAUAGUAACGCAGGGAGUUCUGUUUAUGUUUAUUUUGUGUUUCUUUCUUCUUAAUGUUUGUUUGUAUAGAUUUCCACUUUUUCACUCUGGCCAUGUCAUUUUCUGUUCAAUCUCUUUCUACCGUCCUGAUUUCUCUUGUUUGGUUUUUUCAUAAUCCUCUGUUAUAUUGGAUAUAAGGUACAAUAUCAUACUUAGAAAUGUCCCGUAUCCAUGAGGCAUCAAAAUGGUACUGUGUUAUUCUUAGGCUUGCUUGACUUGGAAGAUAUGAAUGUUUCCCUUACACUCUUUUGUACUGUGUUAUUCUAAUGUUCUUUCGGUUGACUGCAAGGCGGGGAUAACAAAACAGUAUCGUUAGU